AUGAGGAACCGCUGCCCACCAGGAACAAUGGCGCCCCACCCAGGGCUCCCCGCUCAGCCCCGGGGCUCGCCGCCCGUUCUCCCUCCCGCUUCCUCCUCCUCCUCACCUGAGGGCUCCCCUGAGCAUCCCCCCGCCACCGCCGAGGUUCCCGUUCGGUCUCCCCGGGCUCCGUUCCUCUCGGGGGGCUCCAUCAUGUCCUGCUUCCCUCAGCUGUGGCACUCCGGCGCUCCGGAGUCUCCCUCCAGCCCCGCGCCCGCCUCGCCGCGCUCGGUGCCGGUGCCGCUGAGUCCCGUGGCGCUGCCGUCCCCGGGCAGGAAGGGCCGCUCCCCCGCGGGCUCCCCGAGCUGCGGCAGCCCCGGCUCCCCGAAACCCGCCUCGCCCGUGGAGUGCUCCAUCUGCUUCAACACCUACGACAACACCUUCAAGACGCCCAAGCUGCUGCAGUGCUCGCACGUGUUCUGCCUGGAGUGCGUGGCGCGGCUGAGCGCGGCGCUGGGCGCCGGCGAGGAGCUGCUGCCGUGCCCCUUCUGCCGCCAGCCCACCAACCUGCCCAGCCGGGGCGCGCCCGGCCUGCGCACCAGCAAGGAGCUGCUGGCCACGCUGCCGCCCGAGCUGCAGCGCGAGCGCGAGCUCUGGAUGGAGGGCACCAAGCUCUGCUGCCGUCGCGCCUCCGACGACGCCGAGAACCCCGAGUCGUGCGUGUCCAUCGACGUGGCCAUGAGCAAAGCCGAGAGCGCCGAGGAGGCCCCGGCGGGGCUGGCGGGGCGGCUGUCGCGCUGCGAGCUCUGCGACGACUGGAAGCGCGUCGUGCUGCUCUCGGCGCUCCUCAUCAUCCUCUUCUGCAUCAUCCUGUGGCCCGUGCAGUGCGCGCUCAAGACGGGCAACCUGCGCUGCUUCACGCGGACUGCGGCCGUCAGCCGGCCCGAGCUGCUGCCCCCCAAAGCCACUGCGGCCGCCGCUGCGGUCACACGGCCGCCGUUCCACUAG
Molecule: messenger RNA, 987 nt
Organism: Onychostruthus taczanowskii (white-rumped snowfinch)
Lineage: Eukaryota; Metazoa; Chordata; Aves; Passeriformes; Passeridae
Gene: RNF223
Product: ring finger protein 223
Exons: 2
Coding region: 1-987 (328 amino acids)
Biological process (GO): protein ubiquitination
Molecular function (GO): ubiquitin protein ligase activity
Source: RefSeq, a predicted model, not a curated record